AUGUAUGUUAAGAAUGAAAUGAGGAAUCGACCAGAAAUUCAGAACUUUAUGCCUACAUGGUAUGGAAAUUUGGGCAACAGAGACAGUGUGAUUGCACCGAGAAGUAACUUUGAUACCUAUGUUAUUAAUGAUAUGACUUCUAAUGAAGAUGAUAGACGUAGGUCUCAUGGUAUGUCUGCCUUGCCUUACCUUACCUUACCUUACCUUACCUUACCUUACCUUACCUUACCUUACCUUACCUUACCUUACCUUACCUUACCUUACCUUACCUUACCUCACCUUACCUUACCUUACCUUACCUUACUUUACCGUACCCUAAAGUACUCUAUUCUACCCUACUCUAAACCAUCCUGCCUUACUUUACCCUAUUCUAUCUCACCCUAACUUAUCCUAUCAUUCCUUUCCUUUUCCUAACCUAUCUAACCUUACUCUACCCAAAUCAAAGUGGCCAAGAAAUGCUUAUCAAUUUUCAGAUGACAACUCACACCAUCACACCAUAAGACCAAUACACCUAGACACAAGCCACGACUCACAUCAUUAUGACCAUCAAUUUGGAGAUUACCAUCAUACACACGAUCCUCCUUCAUACCAUGAAGCAAACCAUGUAUCGACAACAUAUGACGACUCAUAUAUAUAA
Molecule: messenger RNA, 637 nt
Organism: Bursaphelenchus okinawaensis
Lineage: Eukaryota; Metazoa; Nematoda; Chromadorea; Rhabditida; Aphelenchoididae
Source: the annotation of a GenBank genome assembly